This is a messenger RNA of Peromyscus eremicus (cactus mouse), 1605 nucleotides long. Its product is annotated as fibroblast growth factor receptor 3-like. NCBI's taxonomy places the organism in Eukaryota, Metazoa, Chordata, Mammalia, Rodentia, Cricetidae. Gene Ontology annotation, biological process: multicellular organism development; positive regulation of MAPK cascade; cell surface receptor protein tyrosine kinase signaling pathway. The record is from RefSeq and is a predicted model, not a curated record. Gene Ontology annotation, cellular component: signaling receptor complex. Gene Ontology annotation, molecular function: fibroblast growth factor binding; fibroblast growth factor receptor activity; ATP binding.
AUGAUGUGCCGUUUUACUGUGCAUGUGACAGAUGUUCCAGCCUUAGGAGACGAUGAAGAUGGGGAGGAUGUGGCUGAUGACACAGCCGCCGGCAACCCCACCCCCUCCAUCUCCUGGCUGAAGAAUGGCAAGGAAUUCCGAGGGGAGCAUCGCAUAGGGGGCAUCAAGCUUAGGAACCAGCACUGGAGCCUGGUCAUGGAGAGUGCGGUGCCUUCUGAUAGUGGCAACUACACCUGCAUGGUACAGAAUGAGUUUGGCAGCAUUCAGCAGACUUACACACUGGAUGUGCUGGAGCGCUUCCCACAUCGGCCCAUCCUGCAUGCUGGGCUGCCAGCGAACCAGACAGCCACUCUAGGCAGUGACGUAGAGUUCCACUGCAAGGUGUAUAGUGAUGCCCAACCACACGUCCAGUGGCUGAAGCAUGUUGAGGUGAAUGGCAGCAAGAUGGGCCCUGAUGGGAAGCCCCAUGUCACCGUACUCAAGACAUCAGGCAUUAACACUACCGACAAGGAGCUAGAAGUUCUGUCCUUGCGCAAUGUCACCUUUGAGGACUCAGGGGAGUACACCUGCCUGGCAGGCAAUUAUUUCGGGUUUUCCCAUCACUCUGCAUGGCUGGAGGUGCUGCCAGGUACUUGCUUCUGCUGCUGCUGUGCCUGUCCUCUUCUGCUGGCUCAGAACAUAACAAAGCUGCUGCCAGGGACACAGGUGACCAUGGAGUCCUACUCCUCCAUGAACUCUGACAUACCCCUGGUCCACAUCGUCCGCCCAUUCUCAAGAGAACAUACUGUUAUGGCAAUAGUUGAGCUUGAGCUGCCUGCUGACCCAAAGUGGGAAAUAUCUAGAACUCGGCUGACACUCGGCAAUCCUCUGGGAGAAGGCUGCUUUGGCCAGGUUUUUAUGGCAGAGGUUAUUGGCCUUAACAUGGACAGCACUGCCAAGCCUGUCACCGUGGCUGUGAAAAAGCUGAAAAAUGAUGCCAAUAACCAGGACUUGUUGGCUCUGGUGUCUGAGAUGGAGAUGAUGAAGAUUAUUGGCAAGCACAAGAAUAUUAUCAACCUGCUGGGGGCCUGCACACAGGGUGGGCCACUGUAUGUGCUGAUGGAGUAUGCAUCCAAGGGCAACCUAAGGGAGUUCCUGCGGGCACAAAGACCCCCAGGCAUGGACUACUCUGACACCUCCAGACUGGCAGAACAACAGCUUACCUGCAAAGAUCUAGUGUCCUGUGCCUAUCAGGUGGCCCGGGGCAUGGAGUACCUGGCUUCUCAGAAGUGUAUUCACAGAGACUUGGCUGCCCGAAACGUGCUGGUGACUGAGGACAAUGUGAUGAAGAUUGCAGACUUUGGCCUGGCUCGUGAUGUGCACAACCUGGAAUACUACAAGAAGACCACAAAUGGCCGGCUACCUGUGAAAUGGAUGACACCAGAGUCCCUGUUUGACCGAGUCUACACCCACCAGAGUGAUGUCUGGUCCUUUGGAGUCCUUCUCUGGGAGAUCUUUACACUGGGGGGCUCACCAUAUCCUGGCAUCCCACCGGAAGACCUUUUCAAGCUAUUGAAAGAGGGCUACCGAAUGGACAAGCCUGCCAACUGCACACAUGACCUGUGA